Molecule: messenger RNA, 3540 nt
Organism: Phlebotomus papatasi
Lineage: Eukaryota; Metazoa; Arthropoda; Insecta; Diptera; Psychodidae
Exons: 5
Coding region: 58-3246 (1062 amino acids)
Biological process (GO): regulation of transcription by RNA polymerase II
Cellular component (GO): nucleus
Molecular function (GO): sequence-specific DNA binding; DNA-binding transcription factor activity, RNA polymerase II-specific
Source: RefSeq, a predicted model, not a curated record
CAGCUGUUCGCGUCAAAAAUGUAAACAAACGUUCUGUGAAAAAAAUUGGGCGAAUAAAUGGAAAAUAAUCAAAAUUCCUUCUCCACUUCAAUUGGAGACAUAUCCUGCAUUGAUGAGAGCAAUGCAAUUCUGCCUUUGCUCGAAAAUCAUGAGAGAACGGGUGCUUUUUGCGAUGAUCAGCAACGCCUCAAUUGUAGCCAUUUAUUCGGACGAGAUGUACAGAGUCCGGAUACCAUACUACCCAACAUCUUUGUACAGAUCCCCAUGCAAAGAAAUCAACAAAUGGGCGGAUAUCAGAAUCAAAGCAGCCGGGAAAUUAAGGCUGAGGAACACAUCAAAUCAGAGGUCUUUGAAUUGGGUCUCCGGAAGACCCAAUCGCCCUUUCUGAUGGGGAAUGAGGAACUGGUUACGGCCAGAGUGAAACCUACAAAGAUUCACAAAUGCAAACACUGUCCUUUCAUUACAAUUUCCUCGUCAAAUCUGACCAGUCACUCUGAUACGCACCGAGAUACAUCUCUGGAAGAGACACCACCUCAAUUGCUCUCCUGCCCAGGCUGCUCCAAUACAUUCCGUGCCAAAAAAUCUCUGGAAGUUCAUCUUAUCAAUGACCAUCAGAUUCUUGAGGCAGAACUUGAUAAGAUUUUGGAAUUCGCCAAUCUCCUGAGUCAGACAAAAUCCCCACCAAAUUCCAAUCGUUCGACUCCAAAGACGCGUCCUAGUUGCUCUAGGAUUUUCAUUAAGAGUGUGGAUGUCUUGAGGAAUCCAGUAGACGAGGGAUUCCUUCAAGAAAGCCAAAAUAGAAUCUUCCUGAAGAAUGUCGAUGUUCUGAGGAAUCCUGAACAGAUGGACAUGACUAGUGAAAUUUUGCAGCCACAGGAACAGAUCUGUGAUUCAGUUGGGGAGUUUCAUCUGGAAGGGAAUAAUAAUCCUGGAAUUGUAGUCACUGAGGCUCAAGGAUAUGAAAUAUCCGGCAUUUUUGGUAACGAUUGUACUCCUUCACCUAUUGAUCUUGAUCGAGGUGACUUGAUCGUAAUCACUCCUACUAGUAUGACAGGAUCUGUUCACAGCAAUACUGCUGAUCAAACUGAGAUUAUUACUCAAGAUGAGCCCAAUAAGAUUUUCUUGCGUAAUGCUGAGACAAUGAAAACUGCCACUAGUUCUGAAAAUGGGCAAAACAGUGCUUUUCUGCAUCUGAGAACAGUAGACGAGUUGAAUUUGAUGAACUUGGAAGAUGUGCAGAACAUCAAUCGACAGAAUACAGUGUCCAAUGAUAAUUCUAAACAUUCCAACGAUGAGGUGGUCAUCUUAGAUGAUACUCACAUCUCUGAAAAUCUGUUCAAUAUACCUUCAAUUGCGGAUUCUGGGGAGAAUAGGGAAAAUACACUGUCAUCAACGAUUCAGGAAAUAAUGGCUAAUUAUGCAAUGACUGAGAAAGACUCUUCCAAAAUUGACGAUAGUAAUUCUUUCAAGAACUUUUUGUCCAUCAACGGAGACAAUGGACAUAAUGAAAAUCAAAAUAGUGACUUUUCAAAUUUCCAAGUACUUGAAAAUAUCAUUGAUACUACAAAUUCUGCAAAUUACUACUCUCCUACGAAAAUAAUCCCGUUUGAUGAUGGUACUAAUAAUUUUGCUCAGCAACCCUGCUUCUGUGUCACUGAAAGCUCAUUCCCGGAUGACAUGGGGGAAUCAGAAAAUCGGGAUAUCACACGAGACUUCCAACAAUCUGUGAUUUCAAUUGAUAAUAACGCAGAAAUCAACACGCCAACGCACUCUGUGCAAAUUCCAUCGCCAAUGGAGAUAGAAACUCCACCUCAGGAAGAAGCUAAAUCAACGUCAGAUGAUACAAAAGCACUGGGAAGGAUCUAUGUGGUGAAGAAUCUGCUGGAAGAGUCAAAUGAUAAAGAGAAAAAACCUAGAAAGUCUUCAAAGAAUAUCGGAAGACCCAAAGGUGCCAGGAAAACUGGAAUUACUGAGCUCAAAAAACUCUACAGCAAUAUCACUUCAGAUGAAAUUGGCAUUAAAUGUGAUCAAGAAGAUUGUGCUAUAAGAUUCAGAAAUCCAAACAAUUUGAACUACCAUCGUCAAUGCCAUACAACAGAAAAUUGCGGUAUUGCUUGUCCAGAGUGCAAGAAUACGGACUUUCGCAAUUGGAAUACAUUACAUACGCAUCUAUGGCGUGAACAUCAGAUAGAUAUGGAGUUGUACAGUUGUGAAUUAUGUAAUUUCAAAACUCCCGUCCUUUCUCGCUUGAAGAACACACACGUGAAGAUUCAUUCGGAAGAACGGAACUUUAAAUGUGAAAUUUGCGAAAAGAAGUUCAAAAAUACCAAACAACUUAAAAAUCAUCGUCGGAUUCAUCGUAGUGCCACUGAGCAAUUGCCUGUGAUUAAAUGUGAACUCUGCUCAACUACUGUAAUUACGGGAAGGCAGUAUAAGAGGCACUUAAGAAAUGAGCAUGGAUGUUCUGAUGGUCCUGAUGGCCAUACCUGUGGAGUUUGUGGAAAAGUGAUGAACUCAAUGGCAGCACUGACUGUUCAUAAGAAGAAACAUGAAGAUGGUGAAAAAAUUUCCUGUACAGAAUGUGAUUAUACAACUCAUGAUCACAAUGCUGCCAGGAGGCACAGGAUGAAGCAUGAGAAGGAGAAGCAAUACAAGUGUCCGUUUUGUAGAUACAAAACAAUUCAGAGCACAACUUACAGAAAUCACCUGGUGAAGAUGCAUCCAGCUGAAGCAGAUAAAGUCAUUUUCAAAUGCACAAAGUGUACCUUCGAGACGCUCAAUCAGACAAAACUUCGUCUUCAUGUGGCUAAGCACGAAACAUCCCCGGAAAGGGACCCUCAGAAAUUCUUUACAGAUCAUCUUGGAGAAGAUAUCUUGGAGAUUCUGUCAGAUGCUACAGAACCAUCUGUAACGCCACCCACAAUCAUUCCUGAUGUAGAAACGCUCAAUAUAAUAACUCCUCCACUGCCGAAGCAUAAUAAGAUCAAAGUGAAGAGCAAUCUUGUGCUCAGAGAUCCUUCAAAGUUCAUCAACACCAAUAACUUACUCCUGCAGAAUCUUCAGCCACAUCAGAUGCUACCAACUCCACCAGCUGAUCAAAAUCACCAUCUUCCGCUCAUACGACCAGCUCUAUUUUCCAAGACUUUCUCUGAAAGCGUUGGGGGGAAAAACCUCAAACUUACGGAUUGCCUGGAACAUCCACCGUCAUGCGAUUCACCGCAAUAUCCAAAUAUUGAUUUAACUUAGGGAGACUAUUAGGAAUUUGGGAGAGGACUUUAAAGGUCAGUACUCGACAUUUGUUUUUCUUAUUUUUUUAAGCAAACCAAAGUUAUUUCCGCAAAUUAGCGUAUAAAUCCUUUGUUUCAAAAUUUUGAAUUUCUCUCUGGUUUAAUUUAAAAACAUAAAGCGAAAAGUGUAAAGUCAAUUUAAGAAUUCCUGCGUAAAGCAUAAGUCUUUAAAAAAAAAAACUGGAACUAUUAGACCACAAAAAAUACUCUAGAGUACUCAAAUAACACAGAUUUGAUAUGUUUUUAUAUGAAA